GCGCUACUCCAGAUUCUACACCGGCUCCGGCAGGAUGGAGGCUACAGACAGAGUGGAGGAAUGAGGCGGCUGACCGAAUACGGUUUCUCCAGUGAAUUCGCGCUCAGCGACCUCCGGUGUUUUACCGAGUGGACUGCCACCUUAUUGAGCUAUGAGGAGACCUGAGCCGGUUCCUCCAGGCGGUCUGACUGUGGGACUAUGCUGUGUUCGUCCACUGGGUGGCGCCUCCUAAGCCGAGCCCACCUCCUGCCUCCCCUCACCCCCCACCCCUCUGAUCUGCUCGGCAGCAUGUAUGCCACCCGCCUCUACAGCACCACAGGAGGGGGAGGGGGAGGCGGGUUCAAGCAAGGACGAAGAGCGGGAUUAGCGAUGCUGGAGGCGCCCCACCCACAUGUCCCCCAUCACCCACACCCACCACCACCUCUCCCCUCCUACCAGCUGUACCAGGGUCGACCUGAUGCCCACAAAGGAGCACACUUCCACCACCAUUACCACCCCCACCCACACGCCCACCACCUGCACCCAACCCCUCUGCCCCCCCACUACCACCACCAAGUCCCCAUACACAGCUAUGGGGGAGGAGCUCCAGUUGUUGGGGUCCCUAAGAAGAAAACUUGGAACUUCAUCCAUGAGAAGAUGAGCUACGACACGUUCUUUACCAUGAAGCGUCUGAUCGAGCGCUCGCGGCGACCCGACGAGGUUCUGAGGUGGAUCACCCAGAACCCUGCUAAGAUCUCCCACAACCACUACCCUGUGGCUCUGCAGAAGAUUGGACAGCUUCUGCAGGCCACGCCCACGCUGCAGUCCAGCAGGGAUGCUUCUGAUGGCGAGGCCUCCAAAAGUGGAGCACCAGAGGGAGACAAGAGGUGCAUCCUGGAGCAUCCGGACUUCCAGAUGCUCUGUAGCGCCAUCAUCAGCGAUUGUUCCAAGUUCGACAACUUCAGCAUUGUCAACUGCCUGUAUGCUGUGGCUGCCUUGGGCCUGCCAAGCGACUCCCAGGUGGUCCAGGUUCUAGAGGCAGAGUCCCAGUCCAGGUUGAACCAGUUCAACCAGAAGGACAUGUCCAUGGUGUUCAGCUCUACUAUGAAGCUCCACCCAGGCAGCCAGCACCCACUGACUGAAGCAUGCCUAGCCGGCCUAGAGAAGAACCUGGAGCGGGAACGCCACCCGCAGACCCUCUUCCUGUUGCUGUCCUACUACAGACUCAAGUGGCGCUCUCUGCAGCUGCUGGAGCCGGUCAAAGGAGGUGCUACAGCUGCCACCUCCAGCUCAGAGCAGCUGCUGACCAACAGGAAGAUCCUACGGCUGGUCAAACACACUCUGGCCAGCGUCAGUGGAGUCCGCGACCAGGAGAUGGCGCUGUUGGAUGAAAUGCUGGCGGCAUGCGCUCAAGAGGCAAGCAACAAGAGUCUGGAGCUGAUCUUCAGCUCUCACCUGUUCUAUCAGAACAGACAGGAGAGAUUCAUCAGUAGCCUGGCAGAGGAGUUACCCAAGAAGGUGGACAGCAUCACACCUUACACAAUGGCUCUGAUCUCCAAAUACAUCGCACGCCAUCGGCUCAGAGAGACACGGCUGCUUGACACCAUUGCAGACUUCCUGGUGAAAAAGGCGGAGUACCUGGACAGCAAGGUGAUCCAGAAACUGGUGUUCCCGUUCAGCAGGAUGAGUUACCGGCCGUCCAACGAGCAGCAGUUCUUCUCUCGGCUGGAAGAAGUGGUGGAGCUGAAGGCACUCAGCUCGCCGCUUGCAACCGUCAACAUCCUGAUGUCCCUGUUCCAGCUGGGACACUUUCCUGGAAUGGUGCUGCACCGGGUGUUUUCCACCGUCUUCAUCAGCAACGUAACCAACAGCCCGUACGCUCUGAUCGUCAGGAGGUACCUGUCUCUCCUGGACGCCGCUGUGGAGUUGGAGCACAGAGACUACACGGGGCCUCGUCUGCUGGAUGCACACAAGGUGCUGAUGUUUGACCACGCCCUCACAACUGACGAGGCCAAUCGCAAGUACAGUUAUAAAGGGUUGGUGGCCGAGGCUCUGAGGCAGUUGGUCGGAGAGCAGAAUUACAAACAGGAUGAGGUUCUGGCCCCAGGGUACUACACAGACUUUGUUCUCUGGUUGGACACUUCUGGUCGAGUUCUGCCCAUUAGGUCUGGUUCAGGUUUGCCUCUGGACCUGGUGUCUGCAUCCUGCGUUGCCACGACGACCAAACCAGCUGAAGAUGCAUGUGCAGCUGUGAGUUCAGAGCUGCAGAAGUUCUCUCCAUUUGUGGCCCUUGAGGACGGCGUCGAUCAGCCAUGCCAGGCUGUUGAAGGAAUGGAUGCCGCGCUAGAGGCCAGGACCUUUCAGCCUCAUCAUAUCUGCAACACUGUUGGGGCCACCACAGCUACAGGGCCCCCUCGGGUCGGGCCUAACGACUCUACCCUGGACUAUGGCCCCUACUAUGUCCCUGCUGAGGAGUACUACUCCGGUCUGGCCAAGGAGCACUCCUUGGAGAGCCAGGACAGCUCCACACUUAGCAGCCCUCCUUCUGAUGGCCUGGCUCCACCUGGGGCUCCAGGAGACUCUGGGGCCCCCGCCCCUGACUCCUUGUUCCAGUUUUCCAUUCGAAAGAUCCUGGAAGACGAAGGGGCGGCAGGGAUCUCGGGGGCUCAGGGAAAGGACUGUGAGUUGUCAGGAUUUUAUGAAGGAUCCACGACCAGUAGAGGCCCCCCAGUGUCCCCACAGCUCAAAACCCACAACCAGGAGGUUUCAGAAGAUCUGCCUCCAGAGCAAAGGAACAUCCGGAGAGUCAUCGUGUCUGUCAAUGACAAGUGGCACUAUUGUCACAACUCUGAGGUUCUGGUUGGGUCUCGGGCCAUGAGGGACCGGCACCUGAAGCUGCUGGGAUACGUCAUCCUACAGCUGCCGUAUCACGAGCUGGAGAAGCUGAAUGGCAUAGAGGAGGUGAAGCAGUACCUGCAGCAGAAGCUGCUGGAUGUGUCUUUAUGACUGUGUGGACAGCAGUCGGACGUCACGCUGAUCUCCUGUCAGAACCAACCAUGUUUAAGAUCAUAUGGACUCGUCUUCUGGGGUUGGGGGGGUUUGUAAAAUGUGGUAACCAUGGUGACAAGAAUGCAUGAGCUGUCUUUUCAAGCAUGUGCCAAAGGUUAAUGGUGGUUUUGGGGGUCAAAGGUCAGAGUAUUUAUUUGUGUAUUAGGUGAUGGACAGAAAUUCUAUAAAUCUCUAAAACCUGAAA
This is a messenger RNA of Nothobranchius furzeri (turquoise killifish), 3232 nucleotides long. It is a transcript of the gene fastk, whose product is annotated as Fas-activated serine/threonine kinase. Gene Ontology annotation, molecular function: RNA binding. Gene Ontology annotation, biological process: regulation of mitochondrial mRNA stability; mitochondrial RNA processing. The record is from RefSeq and is a predicted model, not a curated record. Gene Ontology annotation, cellular component: mitochondrial matrix; ribonucleoprotein granule. NCBI's taxonomy places the organism in Eukaryota, Metazoa, Chordata, Actinopteri, Cyprinodontiformes, Nothobranchiidae.